AUGCAGCUACUUACUCUCUUAACCCUCCUCUUCGCAAGCGUAGCUCUCUCUCGAGUCACGAAUCCUAGAAAGGUUCCCCGCGAUGCUGUCCUCCUCUCCAAAGUCUCGGCGAUCACAGUUCGCGCAGGGAAGCAGACAACUUCGAGACGAGUUGCGCCAGUUCCCCAACUGCAGUGCGUAGGCCCCUCCUGGAUAUGCAAGCUAUACGCCGUCGAUGUCCUGCGCUGCACGAAUGAAGGGGUCGACUAUGACGAGAACAAUGUCCAGUGGAGCUGCAAAGCUUCUCUGCCGGAAGAAUUCAAGCUCGGAAGUACAGAAGUGACUUGCGAGGGCUAUGAGAGCAGUGAAGACCCAUACGUUCUGAAAGGUAGCUGUGGGGUUCAGUACAGGCUGCUCCUAACGGAUAAGGGGGAGGAGAAAUAUGCUACUCGAUCUCACUUCAAUUUUGGAGAUUAUAGUAAAGGGAAUGCGGCGGAGAAGUAUGCGGGUUAUCUGUUUAUGGCGCUGUUUCUCCUCGUUCUUUUCAUCAUCCUCCGCAGCUUGUACAACGCAUGGCGCAAUGAUACAGCGACAAGACGAGGACCGAGACGAAGAGGCAACGGAUUCUUUGGCGGCGGCGGCGCUGGUGGUGGUGACGAUGACGACCCUCCGCCUCCCUACGAUCCACGGCCCCCACAGCCGAAGAAAGCAACCUGGGGGUCCGGUUCGAGGCCCAACUAUCCAGGUCGGAUGGGAGCAUAUGAACAAGGCUGGCGCCCCGGUUUCUGGACAGGCACCGCCGCAGGGGCUGCCGCAGGUUACCUCGCUGGGAGAGGGGGUCGCACACGCACGGAGCCUACGCCGCCAACGAUGCCGCCAACAAGCAGAGGGUGGUUUGGGCAAGGCGGGACCACGGCCGGUCCCUCGUCUCCAAGCACUCGUAGUUCAAGUUCAAGUUACUCCAGCUCGAGACACGAAAGUACUGGGUUUGGCGGAACCAGCAGGCGCUAG
Molecule: messenger RNA, 990 nt
Organism: Capronia epimyces CBS 606.96
Lineage: Eukaryota; Fungi; Ascomycota; Eurotiomycetes; Chaetothyriales; Herpotrichiellaceae
Exons: 1
Coding region: 1-990 (329 amino acids)
Biological process (GO): regulation of store-operated calcium entry
Cellular component (GO): endoplasmic reticulum membrane
Source: RefSeq, a predicted model, not a curated record